This is a messenger RNA of Ostrea edulis (European flat oyster), 4074 nucleotides long. RefSeq lists its product as uncharacterized. Gene Ontology annotation, molecular function: nucleic acid binding. The transcript has a single exon. Lineage: Eukaryota; Metazoa; Mollusca; Bivalvia; Ostreida; Ostreidae. The coding region runs from base 1 to 4074 and encodes 1357 amino acids. Gene Ontology annotation, biological process: DNA integration. The record is from RefSeq and is a predicted model, not a curated record.
AUGGAGUCUCUUACUGGUGCUACGCCAAAGGUGGACUGGGAAAGUGGUGACCUGCCGGGAACAUGGAAAAAAUUCAAAGCACACACGGAAUUUAUGUUCAAUGGACCACUGAAAGAUAAAACAGAGGAAGAAAAAUGCAGUUACCUCAUGAUCUGGGUUGGCGAAAAAGGUAGGGAUAUCUACAGCACUUGGCACAUUACUAAUGAGGAACGAAAGAAAUUAGAAACGUACUACACAAAAUUCCAGGCCUACUUUCAACCGAAAAGUAACAAAAUAUUCUCACGCUACAAAUUCAACUGUAGGACACAGCAAGAAAAUGAAACAUGUGAGGAAUUCUUAACAGCAUUGAAAGUUCUAGUUAAGGACUGUGGUUACGCUAAUUCAGAAGAAAUGCUGAGAGAUAGGAUAGUGUUCGGAGUGCGUUCAGCGAAAAUUAGAGAAAAACUGAUUACUACCGGAAGUGAUUUGUCAUUAAAUCAAGCAAUAGACAUAGCGAAUUUAUAUGAACUCUCUAGAGCUCAACUGAAAACUAUGAGUGAGGACAGUAAAGGCGACCUCGUAGGAAACGAAGUGAACCGUAUCACAACAAACUACAAAGGAAAGCAGUCAGAUUUUCCGAAAUGCAGACAGUGUGGAAAUAGGAAACACGAAGCCGGAGAAAGGUGUGUCGCAAUUGGGAAAACAUGUUCUAGUUGUGGUAAGAGAAACCAUUUUGCGCGAGUAUGUGAAUCUAGUGUGAAAACAAAGCGAAGUGAACCAGGUGCUUUCAGAGGAAAUUCGCGUGGGAAAUAUUAUGGAAAGCAAUCAAGGAGACAAAAGAAUCGUCCAGUGAAUAUGAUUCAAGAAACUGAUUCUGAUGACAAUGACUUAGAUGAUGGAAAUUAUUUUUUCAUGGGAAUGAUUGAUGCUGAUAUCAACACGAUAGAAAAUUGGACUACGUCAUUGAGAGUAGGAGACACAGAUGUACAGUUUCUCAUGGACACAGGUGCAAAGUGUAACGUGAUUACCAGAGACACUUAUCGAAGGCUUAAAAUCACAACAGCACUGGAGAAAGCGGAGGCGUUACUGAAAUCAUAUUCAGGACACAAAAUCACAGCUGAUGGUAUGCUCACCAUUCCACUGAAAUGCAAUGGUCAAACUCAUUCUAUGAAAUUCUACAUAGUCGACAGAAAUGCGCCAAACAUCUUGGGAGCAGAUGCUUGUCACAAACUGGACUUGGUGAGACCGAUGAACGCUAUUUCGUCGAAAACUGAAAUCGUCAAGGACAACCUUCAGACCACAGGAAGUGACAUUUUGAGUGAACCUCAAUAUGCAGAACUAUUUGAAGGAUUGGGAUGCCUACCCGGGAAGUAUUCCAUUAAGUUAGAUCCAUCGGUUACGCCUACUAUACACCCACCUCGCAAGGUACCGAUUUCGCUGAAGGACAAAGUGUACGAAGAACUCCAGAGAAUGGAAGAACUGGGAGUUAUCGAACGUCAAACAGAACCUACACCAUGGGUAAACAGCAUGACAGUUGUGAACAAAGGAUCCAAAAUUCGAAUCUGUAUUGACCCUCGAGAUCUAAACAAUGCCAUACAGCGUGAACACUUCCCGUUGAAAACCGUUGAGGAUGUGAUCGAGAACAUGUCUCAAGCAAAGUACUUCACAAAGCUGGAUGCCGUAAGUGGUUUUUGGCAAAUCCAACUAGAUGAGCAAAGUUCCAGACUUUGUACAUUCAACUCACCAUUUGGACGUUUCCGAUUUAAGCGGAUGCCCUUUGGUAUUAAGUCAGCGUCCGAGGUAUUCCAGAAAAUCAUGUCACAAAUGCUGGAAGAUAUUUCCGGUGCGGAAGUCAUCAUUGAUGAUAUUUUAGUAUGGGGAUCUUCGAUUGAAGAGCACGAUCAGCGUUUACGCAGAGUGUUGCAACGCGCUAAAGAGUACAACCUGAAACUCAGCAAACAAAAGUGUGAGGUACGAAAAACUGAAGUGAAGUAUGUAGGACAAGUACUCACCCAGAAAGGAGUAAAACCGGAUCCAGAAAAAGUCCGUGCCAUCUCCAUGAUGCAGAAACCAGAAAAUCGACAGGAACUAUUAACAUUCUUAGGACUUGUUCAGUACCUUGGAAAAUUUCUUCCGAGACUAUCAGAUGUCAGUGCUCCACUACGGAAGUUGACUGAAACAGCAGCAGGAUCUGAAUGGAACUGGAACAAGGAACAGGAAGUCAGUUUCAAAACCAUUAAGGCAAUGAUUAUAGAAGCUCCAGUUUUGGCAUACUAUGACCCAAAACAACCAUUGACGCUCUCUGUGGACGCUAGUUCUAAAGGACUUGGUGCUACUAUCUUACAGCAGGGUAGACCCAUCGCGUACGCCUCAAGAGCACUCACAGCGGCCCAAAGGAACUACGCACAAAUAGAAAAGGAAGCCUUAGCAGUGGUAUUUGGAUGUCAUAAGUUUCACCAUUACAUCUAUGGAAGACAGAUAACUGUGGAAUCAGAUCAUAAACCAUUGGAGUCAAUAUUUCGUAAACCGCUCUUAGCAGCUCCUAUGCGUUUACAAAGACUACUUCUUGCAGUCCAGAAAUAUGACUUAAAGAUAGAAUACAAACCUGGGAAACUCAUGUUUAUCGCUGAUGCUUUGAGUCGCCACUACCUAGAUGAAACUACAGAAGAACUGGUACCCGAAGUUGAUGUCAAUAGCAUCACGCUUAACCAACAUCUACCAAUGUCGAAAGACCGCUAUACCGAAUUUCAACAAGAAACACUACGUGAUUCUACUUUGCAACAGCUUCUACACACAGUAUUGUCAGGCUGGCCUGAAGCCAAGCAAAACUUGCAAUCGACUCUUAUUCCGUAUUGGUCAUUUCGUGAUGAGAUAUCACAUGUGGAUGGACUACUGUUCAAAGGCAGUAAACUCUUGAUUCCGAAGUCGAUGCAACAGAAAAUGUUGGACUUAGUGCAUGAAUCACAUCUCGGAAUAGUGAAAUGCAAGAGCCGAGCGCGAGAGUGUAUGUACUGGCCAGGUAUGGCAGCACAGAUUGAGGACAAAGUUUCAAAGUGUCAUAUUUGUGCAGAAGUACAGAAUUCAAAUCCUAAGGAACCAAUGAUAUGUACAGAGUUGCCGGACCGUCCAUGGUCCAAGAUCGCGUCCGACAUAUUUGCAUACCAGCAAAAUCAUUACAUAAUUGCGGUCGAUUACUACUCUAAGUGGCCGGAGAUCAAGAUUCUAAAGGACUUGUCAUCAUGUCAAGUUGUGAACUCGCUCAAAAGCAUGUAUUCAAAAUAUGGAAUCCCGGAUGAACUAGUAUCCGACAAUGGUCCGCAGUAUACAAGCAAGGAGUUCAAGGAUUUCACAAAGGAAUAUGGAUUCACCCACACCACAUCAAGUCCGUUGUAUCCAAAAUCAAAUGGACAAGCGGAGAGGAUGGUACAAACCGUCAAACGGAUUCUCAAGAAAAACAAAGAUCCGUACAUAGCACUAAUGGAUUACCGUAACACGGAAAUUCAAGGACUAGGAAAAUCACCAGCACAGAUGUUUCUAGGACGUCGUCUGAAAACAAAAUUACCGACAACGGCAAAACUUUUGCGUUCCAUGAACAAUGACACUCAUGAGAAAUUGAAAUCUAGACAGCUAAACUUUAAAAGAUUUCACGACAGGAAUGCAACCAAGAACCUACCAGAUCUGCAAGCAGGAGACCGUGUAAUGUUGAAAGUACAAAAUUCGUGGAAACAUGCCAACAUCGAGUCAAAACAUCACCAACCGAAAUCGUUUAUCGUGUCAUGUGAAGGAAAGCAAUACCGUCGCAACCGAAGCAGUAUGAAACAAACAAAAUCGAUUAAAGAAACAUCCGAAGUCGAAGGAUUUGACUUUCAGCUUCCCGACAGUGUUUCUCAACAGAUUCCAGGAACUACUCGUCCGAACAGCGACAAUGCUAGUGAACAUCCGAACUGUGACCGCGAAACCGAACAAGCUCGAUGUACCCGUCCAAAACAAACUCUAUCGUUUCCAACUCCACCGAAAGAACUGAACAAAACGCGAUCGGGACGUACUAUCAAAGCUCCUGGCAAAUACGCAGACUAUGUUAUGCAGACAGUUUAA